AUGGACGACAAACCGUUCACAUAUUAUUCGGGCUCAAUUCACUACUUCCGGAUUCACGAAAAGCGAUGGAGCCAGCGUCUGAGACAGCUACGAGACCUAGGACUGAACGCAAUUCAAUACUACAUCCCGUGGAACUUUCACGAAGUUUUCGAGGGACAGUACAACUUUGUCGAUGAUCGCAAUUUCACCGAAUUCUCUCGAUUGGCCUGGCAACAACAUGGGAUGUAUACAAUUUUACGAGUCGGUCCCUACGUUUGCGGAGAAUGGGAAAACGGUGGUUUCCCGGCAUAUGUUACUGAUGGAAAUCUGACGCUUCGCUCUUCAGAUGAACGUUACUUGUUCUAUGUGAAGAAAUGGUUCGAUGUCUUGUUGCCAAAGAUCAAACCGAUGCUGUACAAUAAUGGAGGUCCAAUUUUGAUGGUGCAAAUCGAGAACGGAUUCGGCUGGACGCCAAAACGUGACAAAAAGUACAUGAAAUGGUUACGAGUUCUUGCCUUGAAGCAUUUAGGAAAGGAUACUGUACUCUUUACAAGUAAGAAAUCUUCACAACCGAUGCGCUCAAUCGCUCAAACGUGGAAUGAUCCAUGGAGUGUUACCGACAAUCAACUU
Molecule: messenger RNA, 609 nt
Organism: Mesorhabditis belari
Lineage: Eukaryota; Metazoa; Nematoda; Chromadorea; Rhabditida; Rhabditidae
Source: the annotation of a GenBank genome assembly